Ipomoea triloba (trilobed morning glory) is the source of this 899-nucleotide messenger RNA. RefSeq names its product pleckstrin homology domain-containing protein 1-like. The record is from RefSeq and is a predicted model, not a curated record. NCBI's taxonomy places the organism in Eukaryota, Viridiplantae, Streptophyta, Magnoliopsida, Solanales, Convolvulaceae. Bases 114 to 572 code for a protein of 152 amino acids. The transcript has 2 exons.
GUAGAAGUAGAAGUAUACAAAAACCGGAAUUGAUGCUCGCUCCCUCCCUCCCCACGACUCUCACCUCCACGCACUCACACAGACGCAGAAUCCAAGAAACGGCGUGAAAUCAGAUGUCGUCUACUGUGGAGAGCCUGUGGAGAUCAGUAACGGGUUCCAAUCCAGACCCCUCAGACUACUCGGGGAUUGAGUUCUGGUCCAACCCGGAGCGGGCCGGGUGGCUAACCAAGCAAGGCGACUACAUCAAGACCUGGCGCCGUCGUUGGUUUGUUCUCAAGCAGGGAAAGCUUCUGUGGUUCAAAGACCCUUCCUCCGCCUCCACUCCCGACGCCGUCCCGCGCGGCGUCGUCCCCGUCAACGAGUGCCUCACCGUCAAGGGCGCCGAGGACGUCCUCCACAAGCCCUUUUCUUUCGAGCUCUCCACUAGCCGCGACACCAUGUAUUUCAUCGCCAACUCCGAGAAGGAGAAGGAGGAUUGGAUCAAUUCCAUCGGCCGCUCCAUCGUUCAGCACUCCAGAUCUCUCGCCGACUCUGAGGUCAUCGAUUACGAUAGCAGGCAGGCGGUAGUUUAACAAGUUUACUUUGCAGAUAAACAUUGCGAAUCGAUGACGUUGCAAAAAUGCACAGUGCUGCUGCUAGUCAUUGACGCACCAAGUGUACCUGUUGUUUGAGACUCGAGUCAUCUGGCGCCGGGAGUCUUUUCUUUUGUUUUUUUUUUUUGGUAUUAGUUAACGUGGUAGAUGGUGUAUGGAAAUGUGUAUUAAUCGCAUAGAGUAGGUCUAGUUCAAGUAAUGGAACAGUGGUUACUGGUUCUUGUUAUUUGUCAAAUUUCUUUUCUUCAACUGAGAUGUCAUCACAGCUUGGAUGAAUCCGAAACUAAACAAUUUCCUCUGCCUUUC